UGUGUGCUGCUGGCCGUGACGUCUUAUGAUUGCUAUGUGGCAAUCUGUCAUCCCCUUCUCUACGCACUUAUCACAAAUUGGAGGGUGUGCCUCACCCUUGCCACAGUUUCAUGGGCUUUUGGGUUCCUACUCGGUACCCACAAGCCUCUAGCUUCACACCUGCCUUUCUGUGGCCCCUGCAAGGCUGACCUUGAAAUCCUUGCUGUCUUAAAGCUGGCCUGCACUGACACUACUGCCAAUAAAGUCCCAAUCUUUGCAAUUUUUGUGUGCUUCUUCCUCUUCCCUUUAGCCUUAAUCCUGAUUUUCUACGUGCAUCUAGCCGCCAUUCUGCACAUCUGCUCUGCGACAGGAUGGCACAAAACCUGCCACCUGACUGUGGUGGGUCUGUUUUAUGCAAAAGACAUCUUCAUGUCUAUGGGGCCUGGGACUGGUAACUUGUCUGGGAGGGAGGAAGCUCUUUCCAUUUUCUACAGUCUCAUCAGCCCAAGUUUGAAUGCCCUGAUUUACAGUCUGAGGAAAAAGCAGGUGAAGGAAACCUUGCUGAACCUUUAG
Molecule: messenger RNA, 552 nt
Organism: Phalacrocorax carbo (great cormorant)
Lineage: Eukaryota; Metazoa; Chordata; Aves; Suliformes; Phalacrocoracidae
Source: RefSeq, a predicted model, not a curated record